Molecule: messenger RNA, 1690 nt
Organism: Peromyscus maniculatus bairdii (prairie deer mouse)
Lineage: Eukaryota; Metazoa; Chordata; Mammalia; Rodentia; Cricetidae
Source: RefSeq, a predicted model, not a curated record
AUGUCUGGAGUUCCUGGAUCUGUGAGAGGUGGGCUGGAGCAAAGGCAUUUUCUUCAACUCCAAGGUCUCAUCACCUCAUGGUGCCUGUGGCUCUUCCUGUGGAGUGGUUGAGUGAACAAUGGAAUCUCUGCCACUGGGGACCAGAGUCCCAUCUCCCACACCGGCCACCACUCCAGGAUUUGGUGCACAGCUCUCACAUGCUUCUCUUUGGAUGUUGAAGCCUCCUGAGUGUUGGUGAGACCACGGCAAUGGGGAACACGGCUUCUCCAGAAGCCAGCAGGAGCCAUCGCAUCUUCAGUCCCGUCGGAGGAGUCAUCACAUCUUCCGUCCCAUCGCAGGAGUCAUCGAAUCUCCAGUCCCAUCCCAGGAGUCACGGCAUCUCCAGUCCCACCGCAGGAGCCGACACAUCUCCAGUCCCGUCGCAGGAGUCAUGGCAUCUCCAGUCCCAUCCCAGGGGUCAUGGAAUCUCCGGUCUCAUCGAAAGAGUCAUGGCAUCUCCAGUCCCAUCGCAGGCAUCAUGGCAUCUCCACUCUCAUCGCAGGAGUCAUGGCAUCUCCAGUCCCGUCACAGGAGUCGUUGCAUCUCCAGUCCCAUCGGAGUCAUCGCAUCUCCAGUCCCGUCGCAGGCGUCAUCGCAUCUCCAGCCCCAUUGCAGGAGCCGUCGCAUCUCCAGUCCCGUCGCAGGAGUCAUUGCAUCUCCAGUCCCAUCGCAGGAGUCGUUGCAUCUCCAGUCCCAUUGCAGGAGCCAUGGCAUCUCCCGUCCCAUCGCAGGAGUCGUUGCAUCUCCAGCCCCAUCGCAGGAGCCAUGGCAUCUCCAGUCCCAUUGCAGGAGCCAUGGCAUCUCCAGUCCCAUCGCAGGAGUCGUUGCAUCUCCAGUCCCAUCACAGGAAUCGUCGCAUCUUCAGUCCCAUCGCAGGAGUCAUAGCAUCUCCAGUCCCAUCGCAGGCAUCAUGGCAUCUCGACUCCCAUCGCAGGAGCCAUUGCAUCUCUAGUCCCACCGCAGGAGCCAUGGCAUCUCCAGUCCCAUCGCAGGAGUCAUUGCAUCUUCAGUCCCAUCGCAUCUUCAGUCCCACCGCAGGAACCAUCGCAUCUUCAGCCCGAACACAGGAGCCAUCGCAUCUCCAGUCCCAUCGCAGGGGCCAUCGCAUCUUUAGUCCCAUCGCAGGAGCCAUCACAUCUUCAGUCCCAUCGCAGGAGUCAUCACAUCUUCCGUCCCAUCGCAGGAGUCAUCGAAUCUCCAGUCCCACCGCAGGAGGGCAGUUUGGAGGCUGGGGGAGCUGUGACACACUGAACUUUGACAUCCUCUGACAGCCUGGCCAAAUAGGGCUUCCUUGGUUGUGCAUGUUGAACAGGGACACAUCCAGGGGAAGCUCGUGACAUGUGUUCACUAUGAAUGGUGUCCUGCACGAAGAAAGCUCUUUACUUGUAGACAAGAGCUCCAGGAGCACACAGUGCUUAGAGUUUCCACUUUUCUGCCGAGAAAACUGAGGAGCACCAAAGUCCAGCACCUUCUGGAUUUCAGUCCUAUCAUUAAUGGGAUCAGAUUUUGAUGCCAGCCUUUGAAGAUGCCAUGAAUCUUGGAUGUGAGGUUUUCAGUCCUUGUGCAGUACGAACACCAGAAAGAACCAAGCAUCGGAAUGCUUCUGAAGGGAAGAAGGUGUCUUAGGGAUACAAGAGCAACAUUGGAGAGU